UGGUGGGUGGGGGGAGCAGAAAUGACCGCUGCUUCGGAUUAAUGUUGAGUCGGAGCGGCAAAGCGGCACGAGGACAUCGCUCCUACACACGUGCUAGUUUACUCACCACCACCAGCAGCAGCACCAGCUCACCACCAGCUCACUCUACCCACAAUCUCGCCGGUCGCACGCGUUCUGUCUCUCUCUCUGUGCCCGCGGCUGCUGCUUGCUGCUGCUUGCUGCUGCUGUUGCUUGCUGCUGCGUCGCGCUCUGCAAAUCGGUGACACCUCCACCCCUUUGGCAGACUACAAACAAACGCCCACCACUUGCUGGUGGUGUUGUUGUUACGUUACCUAUCUCUGUCCCUCUACGACAUUUAUCCUGACGUCGUCGUCGUCGUUGUUGUCGAAAUUGAAGAUUAACGUUAGAAUUUUUAUUUUUAAAAACCUCCCGUGGUUUUUAAUUCUACAUUUUUGUUGUAUGUUGGGCCAUCAAUUUGCUUUUUUGUUAAACGGCGGAUACAGCUCUGAAUAACAAUAAUACUGGCAGCAGAUCUCGGCUCGUAGGAGAGAGAGCGAGAGAGCGAGAGAGAGAGAGAUCUCUCUCUGUCUCUUAUAGCACGCGCCAAAGGCUGCACGCUACUCAAUAGAAACGCGGACAGCAUCACAGAGACAUCAGCAGCAGCAGCAUCCGAUGUGGAGGUUUCUUCUUUCAGCCGCGGAGCGAGGAUUAACGCGGGCAGGACAUCUGAUGCAGCCACUCCAGUGAGCAGCACGAGACGCCGAGGCCACGGGACAUCGUCGCCGUACGGGCGGUCGACUAAAGACGCUCGUACCGUCACCACCGCUGCGUGUCCCUUUCUCGUGAGCCACGAGGAAUCCGGACGAUGUCGCAGCCGGCGCUGGUGCUUGUGACUCUGCUGCUGCUGCUCGCUGCUUCGCCCAGCGCCGAGACUCAAGGCGAGAGACGCAAACCGCGCGGCAGCAGGUCGGCGCGUGCGGUCGACAUCCCCGUGGUGCCGGUUGCUGCUGCUGCUGGCGAUGAGGCCGUGGGCCGCUGCUCCUACACCUUCGUGGUGCCGUCCAACGCCCCGCCGGGCCCCGUGUGCGUGCGCGAUGGCGGAACCUCUUCCUCCUCGUCGUCGUCGUCAUCAUCGCAGCAGCCGCCGGCGGGGAAUUGGAGCGGCGGUCCCUGCCGCUCGGAGCUCGGAACUCUUCGGGACGAGCUGCGUCGCCACGGGCGGCAGAUCACGGCGCUUCAGCAGCUGGUGGAGGUGGACGGAAGCCUGGUGGGCGAGGUGAAGCUGCUGCGUAAGGAGAGCCACAACACGAACGCGCGCGUCACGACGCUCUAUGCGCAGCUGCUGCACGAGAUGAUCCGCAAACGCGACGGGGCCCUGGACGCCGCGCAGCUCGAGGCGCGCAUCCUCAACCAGACGGCCGACACCCUCCGCCUGCUCGCCAGCUACCACGAGCUGCAGCGUCGGUUCGCCGCGCUCACCGCCGUGGUGACCAACCAGACGGCCACCAUCUCCCGCCUGGAGGAGCUGUGCCGACCACGCCACGCUCCUCCGUGCGUCGACGGAGGGACCCCCCUCGCUCUGCCGUGCCCCCCGGCUCAUCCCGGGGGGGCCUUGCCCCCCCUCCAACCUGAGCCGCCGGCCUUCGCCUACAAACACUCGGCCCACAAAAUCUCGACCAACGAGAUCCUGGGCGAGGGGGGCGCGUCGCGCCGGGCGGCCGAGAGGGGGGCCCCCCCGCGCGUCCCCCCGGCCCAGCCGCAGCCUCGUGCCGCCGCUCCUCCCUCACCGCCGCGUCCGGCGCCGACCCCGGGGCGAGCCGCCGCUGCCACCACCGCCGCCGCCACAGCUGUGCCAGCAGCUGGCACCGGCUCCACCACCCCAAAGCCAUCAGGCCCGUGGCGGGACUGCCUGCACGCCCUGGACGAGGGUCAGCAGACCAGCGGGAUGUACCUCCUGCGUCCGCGCGGCGCGACGCGCCUGGCGCAGGCGUGGUGCGACCAGCAGCAGGAUCCCGGCGGCUGGACCGUCAUCCAGCGGCGCCACGACGGCUCCGUAAACUUCUUCCGCAACUGGGACGCGUACAAGCAAGGGUUCGGCAACAUCGACGGCGAGCACUGGCUGGGGCUGGACAGCGUCCACGCGCUGACCAGCGCCGGCGACUACAAGCUGCUCGUAGUGCUGGAGGACUGGCAGGGCCGUCGCGUGUUCGCUGAGUACGGCAGCGUGCGCGUCGCGGGCGAGGCCGAGGGGUACCGCCUGCGUCUCGGGCAUUUCCGCGGCACGGCGGGCGAUUCGCUGGGCUGGCACAACGGGCGUCAGUUCACCACGCUCGACCGGGAUCGUGACAACUUCUCCGGUAACUGCGCCCACUUCCAGAAGGGCGGCUGGUGGUACAACGCCUGCUCGCACUCCAACCUCAACGGCGUGUGGUACCGGGGCGGCAACUACCGCAGCAAGUACCAGGACGGCGUGUACUGGGCCGAGUUCCACGGGACGUCCUACUCGCUCCGCAAGGUCACCAUGAUGAUCCGGCCCAACCCCUCCAUGUUCCACUGAGGGCGAAGCGCAGCCCCCCUCCUCCCUCCUCCUCCCCCGUGUCCUGUCACCUCCCUCAAGCCCCCCCCCCCCCUCUCUGGUCACCUCUCUCACCCCCCCCCUCUCUACUCACCU
Lethenteron reissneri (Far Eastern brook lamprey) is the source of this 2671-nucleotide messenger RNA. RefSeq names its product angiopoietin-related protein 2-like. Gene Ontology annotation, biological process: blood coagulation, common pathway; platelet aggregation; positive regulation of heterotypic cell-cell adhesion. The record is from RefSeq and is a predicted model, not a curated record. Gene Ontology annotation, cellular component: fibrinogen complex. NCBI's taxonomy places the organism in Eukaryota, Metazoa, Chordata, Hyperoartia, Petromyzontiformes, Petromyzontidae. Gene Ontology annotation, molecular function: protein-macromolecule adaptor activity; extracellular matrix structural constituent.